Hydra vulgaris (swiftwater hydra) is the source of this 11519-nucleotide messenger RNA. Lineage: Eukaryota; Metazoa; Cnidaria; Hydrozoa; Anthoathecata; Hydridae. The record is from RefSeq and is a predicted model, not a curated record.
CAAAUAAUAAUAAUAAUGGAAAAUUUCAAAAUUGAUUUUCUUUCAGGAUGUAGGCAGAUGAUUUUAAUUUUUACAUUUUUGGAAUCCCAUGGUCAUAAGCUUUCACAGGAAUGUUGCAGUUUUCUAGGGUGCGGACUGGACAGUUAUCUCCUAUUUUUGCUAAGAGUGAGCCUUGUUUGUCAAGAUCUUACACCAGUAAUUGUGUUUAGCACUAAAACAGACGAUGAUAUAAGACCUGGUGCUCUAAAAAACACAAAUUUGAACUGGGGGAGUAUAAUUAUUUUGAGUUUUUCAGAGGAAUACUUUAUUACUCAAGCAGCUGUUUUUUCUUAUUCAAGUUCUCAGGGUUCAAAUGUCUGUCAAAAGAAUUAUCAAGUUUACUUACAAAGUUCUGAUGGGUUAAACAAUUUGAAUGGAUAUGGUACUCAAAAUGGAGUUUCAAAAUAUAAUUCUUUGUAUAAAAGCUAUUUAUGCUAUUAUAACAUUACAUUUAGUGGCAUGAAUGCAAAAUUUUUGGUAUUGAAUGCAUAUGAUACCAUGUCAAUAGCUUACAUUGCUGUUUAUGCUUUUGUAUUUAGAAAACCGGAUUAUUUUGAUAACCCAAACUUGAAUGAGUAUGAAAUUUCUGAGGCUUUUUUCUCAAGUAGUUCAAUUUAUAGUUUGGAUCAAAUUAAAAAUAUGGUAAUGAAUCUCUCAAGUCCCAGUAUGACAUCUCUAAUAUCAACAACCCUAGGGUUUGAAAGUUCAGUUGUUGCAUGGUUUUCCGUUAAAUUGGAUCGAGUUCAGUUGGUUCAUCAAUUUAUUAUAGCAAGCACAGACUCAAGCAUUAUUCAGAAUGUCUUGUUGUUUUUUCGUUUAAAUGACGAUAGAGAUUAUAUUUCCUACAAAGAAAAUAAUGUCACUAAAGUUUUUACAAGUGAUUUGAAUACACAAUGGUGUAGUUAUAAUUUGAUGCACACUUUUAAAGCAUCGGAAAUUCUUGUGUAUGUACAGUCUGGGGCUUUACUUCAGUUCAACUUUAGAUUUGUUGAGGCGGUUCAAUACAAGUUUAAAAAGCCAAUUAUUGGAUCAUUCAUUUUUGCAGAAACUGAUUGGUUUUUAAUUAAGUUAAAUGAAACAAUGUUGAUUACUGGAAUUGCAUUUAAUAACAUUAAUUGGCUUAAAAAAUUUUGUGUUUACUACGAUCUUAAUAGUGAAUAUGUUCCUUAUAGGGAUAACAUUCUGUUUACUGAUGAUAUUAUAUUUGCUGUCACACCAGAGGUCUCAUUCUUUCCUUUUCGUACAAAAAAUUUAAAAUUGGCUUGCUUUAAGUGGUUUGGAGAUGUUACAAACAAUCUAACAGUUAAUUUGAAAGGAAGCCAUUAUCUUAUAGCUGAUUACACUUGGAAAAGUGGAAUUUCUAAUCAAGGUGGUUCACUUGUAGAAUACAUAAAUGCAGAAGGUAUCGACACACUUUAUGGAGAUUCUAGAAAUCUCCAAAAAAUAAACUCUUUCAACAGAUUGAUGAGCAACCAUUAUGGUGAUUCAUGUUUUACUCAGCCAAAUUUGUGUGACACAGGAUUUACUGUACAAAUUGUAGUAUCAGCUAAUCUUACUUCAGAAGAUGUUGUUUUCAAAUUUCGUCCUUCUUUUGCUUUUUAUGUGGCAAACAGUUUAGUAGAUGAACCACAAAUUUUAUAUUUUGGAUGUAUUUCUCAGGAAAAUAAUGGACAAGGAAAUGGAAACAAUAUAAUUAAUAUUGUAUCUUCGUUUUUAUUUGCUGAUAUUAUGUUACCCUCAAAUGCUGAAGUUACAGGCUUUAGUUUUAACUUAAAUAAUAUUGAAACAAUUGGGUUUGUUGCCAGAGUAUAUGUUUUGGUUUCACAAAGUGAUACAUUUCGAAAUUCAUUUCUUUCUCUUAAAUAUAUGUCAUAUGCCUCAGUUAUUAAUAAACUCAUAACAUCUGAUUAUAUCACAAUGCUUGUUAAUGGAUCAACAAAUGGUGCAGUUUCUAAUUCAUUAAAUUUAAAGGAUGUUUUAGAAAAAGUUAGACUAAAAUAUUAUGGUUUAGUGAGAGAUAUUGGUAUUGUUAUAAUAGCAAACAAUUUAUGCACUAAUAAUAUAUUGGUUAAGGUAAACAGAAUAAAUAUAGAGUUGGCUAUUUCAUAUAAAAAUAAAGUUGUUGGAAACAUUGAACUGCUGAUGCCUUUGAAUAUUAUAAAUGUUCCUCAGUCGGUUCAAUAUAUUGGGAAUGGUAUAUACAAUACUGUUCCUGGAUAUAAAAAGAUUAUAUUUUCUCAAGUUUACUACAUAACAACAAUGCAAAUUGGGUCAAAAUCUACAUUAGCAAUAUCAGUUACUCUCAACACAGAGAACUCUGACUAUUUUGAUGCAUCGUAUUACACUUUUAUUGAUCAGUAUUAUUUGAAUAGUGGUGAAAUUCAGUAUGUUACAUUUAAAGGAGUUCUUCAAACAAAACUUUUUUAUAUAACAUCCAGCUCUAUAGAUUUGGGAGUUAUAAAUUUGGAGUUUUAUGGGAGCAAAGAUGCACUUUGCUCAUCUUCUUUAGUGUCAGCUGGACUGAGUGGAUAUUCUUCAAAGAUAGAUGGUUAUGGAUUUCAUAUUCAUUUAAGUAGUAGCAACAAUAUAGUUGCUACAGUUGCUACAAAAGAUUACAUCUAUGAAACUGAUUUAAAGAAUCCAACUAUGACACCUUACACUUUGACAAUGGUUUGGUCUAAACAAAACAAUAGUAUACAACUAUUUCUUAAUGGAACUUUAAUUGCUAAUGAUAGUAUUUUAGAAACAAACAUUAAUUCAACUUAUCAUCGUUUUUUGAAUCAAUACUUGCUUAUGUAUUCUGAUUACUACAAUAAUCAAUCUGAUCUACGUGGAAGUCUUUCCAGCAUCAAAAUUUGGAGUGCAUCAUUUUCAUCAGAGGAAGUAUUGCAGCUAUAUGAACAAUCUUAUUAUGACUGGAACUCCUUGGAUGCAUAUCCACCCUCAGGAUUUAACUUUGGUUCAGAUUGUUACUGUGAAAAUGUUUUAUGCCCAUGUGAAACUUCAGAUAAAAAUAGCAGUGUGGAAUACAGUAGUAGAUUCUCUAUCAUUAAAGAUGUUGCCGAAGAUGAUUUUUUUGAUGAAAAUUUUUUUAUGGAAAGCCCUGAUUAUUUUGCAAACUAUUCUACUAUAUACUUUGAUAAUAUUGUUCUGGAUUUUCAAAACAUAAAACUUUUAUAUGUCCAUAUACAGGGCAAUUUGUUUUUACCUAAUAACAAUUCAUGUUUUAAUUUGACUAUGCAAUUUUUAAAUGAUCCUAAUUUUUCCGCCCACACUCAAUGGUGCAAUUCAACAAGUGCAGAAAGCAUUGAUACUCCAGAUCUUUCAUUGUUAUUAAGUGAUCUUCUCAAAACAGUUUUUUACACAAUACCAUUUACAAUUGUAGUGAAGAUUACCGAUACUUUUUUAAAUCCAGGAUGUGUUAUGAAAAUUGAUUAUGAAUUGCCACUGCCAGGGGGUUUUAUACAUGCAAGUGCUGUUCAAGAAAACUCACAAGAUUUACUUGCUUUUAUUUCACUUGAUGUUACUGGAACAUGUUUGUCAUAUAAGUUUAAGUUUGGUGGGGAAGGAUUUGUAAGCCUCAAUGUGUUAGGUUACACUGGAAGUAUUACAAAAGAGUUAGCUUUUUUUUACAGAAGAGAAGGUCUUAAUAAAUGGGUCAAUUCUUAUGUAGAUUUAAGUAAAAAUUCUGAAAAAUUCUGUUUGGUCAAAUUUGUAGCUUUAAAAAAUGGUCUUGGAAGUGGCUACAUUGCAUUUGGUACGAUUCAAUUUUUAUCUAGUUGUGAUGAGUUGACUAUAAAAGAGCCUGCAGAUAUGGGAAAUAGUUACAUGCUAUCAAAUGGUUCUUUUUUAUUUCCUAAUCCUAAAAUCUUUAUCAGAGGAUCAAGUGAACUUUUCAUAAAUAUUUCUAAUGCAGUGGUAUCUCGUGGUUCUAACACUAAUCUUCUACAAUUUAUUGACGGACACAAUGAGCAAGUUUAUAAAAAAACACUUUCUUUUGUUGAAGUAGAUUUAAGUAAAGACUUUUCAUUCGUAUUUUGGUAUCAAAGCAAUUCAUUUCAAGUGUUGCGUUUUACAUAUGAAAAAAUUGUAGUUGUUAAUUCUCAAGCCUCAGCACUUAUAUUGAUAUUUGAUAGCGUACAAAAAGUUAUUAACAUUGACUCAUCAGUACAAUGGCAUUAUGUGGUGGUCAAAUAUGAGCGAAAGUUUUUAAAGCUUUCAUUUGAUGUUGAUUUUAAUACAGGAAGUGUUUUUGAUGAAGUUCAAUUUCCACAAAAUUCAAGCAUGGAGAUCGUCCUUGAAAAUAACAUAUUCUGUUUUCAAAUGCAUAACGAAGUAUUAUUUCCUUCGGCAUUGAAAGCAGCACAGUUAUGUAUGAUGAAGUCAGUGGAGAAUGCAUGCACCAAACGUAAAAGUGAUUGUGAGUGGUGUAAUCCAUUUUAUGGUGAAUGGGAGUUGUAUCCAUGGGAAUACAUUUUUGAUAAAAAUGGUGCUUGUCUUCAAGACUUAAAUGACUUUAAUAAAACUUUGUAUCAGCCAUUUAAUAUGGUUGUAAAUGACAGUUUUGCAGCUGGCAUCUUUAAUAGUUAUGAAGUUAAAAUAUCAUCAGAAGUUCAAUCUGUUUUGGGUUUUAUUAAUAAUGGAUUACUAACUGAAUCAAAAAAUGUUGUUGUUGCUGAUCAAGAUAUUUUAAAUUAUUUUAGUAACAAUUCAUAUAUGUUCUCAACCUGGGUUAAACACACAUGUGAAGUAGGAUAUGAGUAUACACCAAUUAUAAGUACUUCUAUUGUUGUAUUACUUUGUGGUAUUACAGAUACCAAUGUUUCUUUUGCAACACCAACUUUAGUUUUUUAUGAUAAUUGUAUGUAUGCGUUACCAGGAAAGUCUGGUUUGUGGUACAACUUUGCUUUUGUUUAUAAUAAAAGCAUAUUGAUUUAUAUUGAUGGUGAGCUUGUUCAAAAAACAGAGUGCUUAGCAACUGAUUUACCUUUUGAUAGAAGUUUACAAGUAAAUAAUGUGCAGGUAUCAAGUGUUGGUUCUUAUGCCACUCUUUUAGAUGAAGUAUUUGUUGGAGAUGUUGCUCCUAGUGUCUUAUUUUGGAGGCAAUUAUUAGGUUAUUAUUAUACUGAAAAUAUUAAGCAAAUGACUAAUCCUACACAAUUUGGUUUUUGUUCAAAUGAACCGUGGAUUUAUGACAACAGCUUACCUGGCACCUACCUAUAUGAAAAAGUUGUAAACAUACUUCAACCUCAGAUCACAAACCUACUUCAGUUAAUAAUCACAGAACUUUUACUAGCUGAAAUUUCAUCAAUAAAAAAAGGUUCAAGUAAUAAUGUUUGUGGUGGAUUCAAUGUUUACAUCACUGUUCAAAGUACAGAUGUUUUGCAAAAAAUUGCUUCAAUUAAAAAUGAAAAUAUUCAAAUUUAUCCAAUAUAUCCACAAACAGAUCAGUUACUUGAAUAUUACUCAAUAUUUGCAUCAUAUAAAGUGCUUCGUCAAAAUAGAACAUCUGUUGUGUUAUCACUAGAGCUUUUAGAAGAUGAGAGAUACCCUAUUAGUAAGAUUUAUAUCCAAUGGACCCAAAAAGAUGGCUCAAAUACAAACCAGUCUUGGUCUAAUACAGCAAACUUUAUUCUUAUUAGUCCUCUGAAAAUCUUUACUGAGUACUAUGUUUGCUUUUCUUUUGAAACUAUUAGAAGAAAGUUGAGUUCAUGCAUGCAACAAAAAAACACAUUUUGGACAGCUGAAGGAGAGCCUGUUCAGUACCCAUCCUUAAGCUGUGCAGCUAAUCAAGUAAAGAAAACAAUGGAUUGUGAUGUUACAAAAAUAAGCAUUAGUUCAUGGCAUGGAAUUCCAUACAGCUACAACAUAAUGUAUAGAGUUAAAACACCAGAAGAUUCUUGUAAUAGUUUAGAAAGCCAGUUCAACCAAAGCCAGUAUAACUUUUCUAUAAGUUAUAGUGCUACAUUAAAUAACCCUGGAAAUAUUCGUGUCAGUUUCAACACUUCUGAGUAUCAUUUUUUACAACUGUGUGUUAUUGCUUAUGCUACAACUCAAGGUGGAAAUGGAAUUGGUGUUGCAAAUUAUCAAGUUGUUAGAACUCAGAGCACUGCACCUGAUAAUGCACCAGAUGGCUUAAAAGCAACAUUUAACAAUUCUGUAAUAACAUUUGAGUGGUAUCCUCUUGAAAGUUCUGUUGAUGUAUGGAAUGAUUAUACAGUUCCUGGCACUUAUUACCUAACCUAUGGUAUAUUAAAAAGUUCAAUUCCAAUUGCACUAGAUUCACCUAGUACUGUUGUUGUCAGUGGUAAUAAAUAUGUUUUGAAAAAUGGAAGUCUUUGUCAUGUUAAUAUUGCUUUUAUAAAUGCAUUUUCUGUCGCCAUGGGACCUGCAAGUUUUAAAAUAUGUUUUCUUAGUUCCCUUACAAAACCAGACUGUGUAAAUCCUGUUAUUAAAGAAUAUUAUGUUGUUGAUCCAAGAACAGCUGUGUUUCUUCCUGAGAUUUUUGAUCCUACAUAUUUUAGAGGAAUCAACAAGUCAUGGUUGUUUAAUGUACAAGUAAAAGAAGGGUAUAAUCCUGGACAAAUAGCAGCAAAAUAUUUAUAUAGUCCAUAUUAUUUUGAUUUACCAAUUGAAAAAUAUGCUGAAAGAUCUAUGCUAUGUAUUGAUGAAGAUUUAUCACAAUUUCUUAAUCAAAACAAUAAUUAUAACAUAACUUUGAUGGGAUUACAUCCUAAUACAAGUUAUCAAGUUUCAAUUCAACCCUGCAAUGAAUAUGGUUGUGGUAAAAUUUCAAAUCCAGUGUUUUUUAAUACAUACUCUGACAUACCAAGUUGUUCACCUGAAUUUCUUCACUUACAAAAUGAAUCUUCUACAUCUAUGAUUGUAUCUUGGAAUGAGCUAGAUAUCAGUUGUGCAAACGGAAAUAUAGAAAACUAUAUUCUUAAAUGCCAUGGAAAUCAAUCAGGCCUCUUGGGUAAUAUUAGUACAGAUCUUUCAGUAGAGUUGAUCAAUUUGCAUAAGUAUGAGUUUAUUUGCUGUAGGAUUGCUGUACGUAACAUCAAUGGAACUGGGCCUUUUAGUUCCGAAAUAUGUGCUUUCACUGAUGAAGAUGUGCCCAAUGAUGCUCCAAUAUCAAGCAAAAUUAAAACUACAUUCUCUUCUGGGUGUAUUUCAAUUCUAGCCCCUAAAAUAGUUGAUAUGAAUGGUAUUGUUCUAGGCAUUCAAGCAAAUAUAACCAAUCUUACAAUUGCCAAUUCAGAAACAAGUUUGCAACAGCAAUCAUAUUCUAAAGAUUAUGAAUUUAUCUUUAAAGCUGACCAUUUAUAUAAGGGUUUUGUGAAUAUUUGUUUUGAUCAAUUGCUACCAUUUUUUGUUUAUAGUGUUGAGUUAAGAUACUUUAACUCAAUUGGUUAUAGUCCAUCAAGUACCUAUCAGUUUGUAACAGAGGAAUACUUUCCUGAGGCACCAAGUUUAAUAUCAUUUUCAAGUGAUAAUGUACAAAUUAUUACAGUUAAUUGGAGUAGUGUUCCUAUAGAAAAAAGUAAUGGAAUUAUAUCUCGAUACCUAAUUUGCCGCAAACAAGUAUUAGACAAAAAUAUUUUGGGAGAAGAAGUUUGCUUCAAUUACACAAAUCUUUUAUUUCUCAAUUUUAACUUAACUAAUCUUAAUCGUGGAAGCACUCACAAUGUUAGUGUUGCUGCAUGCAAUAAAGCAGGAUGUGGAAAAAAAAUUUAUAUUCUUGCAAGUGCUAUGGGGUUUACUGAUGGUCAUUGGCUAGAUUGGUCAAACUGGGGUGCUUGUAGUCAGACUUGUGAUCAAGGUCAGAAGAUGAGAACACGUGUUUGUACUCCUCAUAGUGUGGGAGGUUAUGAUUGCUUUGGAACUAACACAAGCUUUGAAAUUUGUCAAGUGACAAAAUGUUCUGGUUUUGUUUUGGGAAGAGAAGGUGAAACAAAUUGUUCAGUUGUAUGUGCAAAAGACAAUUACCUAUGUUCACCUUUUUAUUUAAAACCGUAUAAUGAUACAUCAAUUUUUUUGAAUGCCAUUACUCCAAUUAAAUGUCGAGCAAGUUUGGAUUACAGAGUCUACAGUUCUGAUUUAGAUCCUAGUUUGGAUAAUAGUACAGGUGUUUGCCAUGGUUACAUUAACAUUCCAGAUGAAGUUCCUUGUGAGAGUAAAAACACUUUUAAUCAACCAAAAAUGCACAGAUUGUGUAACUGUAUCAGUCCAAAUGAUUAUGGAUUUGCUUUAUGGGCUCGUUGGAGUUUUUGUUCUGAGACAUGUGGAAACACAAGCAUACAAGUUAGAAAGAGAAAUUGUUUAGGAGUUUGUUCUGGAAACUCUGUAGAAGUUAAACUGUGUGAUGUUCCUGUUUGUCCAGUUGAUGGGGAAUGGGGAAGUUGGGGAAAUUAUUCAGCAUGUAACUCCACUUGUGGGUAUGGCUAUCAAAUUCGUACUAGAGAAUGUAACAAUCCUUCUACAAUUGGAAGUGGUACACCAUGUCAAGGAAUUCAGAAAGAUGAAAAACCAGAGUGCAAUGCUUUUCCUUGCCCAGUUGAUGGUGGUUACUCAAACUGGACUGAUUGGUCAAUAUGCAGUAGACCUUGUGGAGAAGGAGUAACCAUAAGGAGGCGUUACUGCAACAAUCCAGUACCUGCAAUGAGGGGUAAAGAAUGUAAUGGCAGUGAUUUAAUGACAAUGCCUUGUUUUUUGCAAAACUGCAAAUCUAUAAGAGUGGAUCUGAUACAGAGAACAUUCGAGACUUGGAUGUGGAAAAUGUAUAACAUUAAAUCAGAAGAAGCAUAUGUAUUUGUUCAGAGAUUUAAUCAAUCUGUUUAUACAUAUUUUAAAGAAAAAAAUUUAAAUGGUUUGCAAAGUGUUGAUGUUACCCUUCUUAAAGCUGGUAGCAUUGUUGUAUAUUACACACUAACGUUUGAAUAUUUGUAUGAUCAAAUGGUUGAGUUCAUUGAUGGAAUCAAUCAAUAUGGGAAAAUAACAAAUAUCAGUAUAGAGAAUACGCAACUUUACUCUUCAAAUGAUGUGUUUUGUACUCCACCUUACAACAUCUCAGCUGUAGCUUAUGACAAAAACACUGUGAUGUUAUCAUGGGUGCGAGAUGCUUGUGUUAACCAAACAGACAUAUGGUUGUAUGUUUAUUACAAAGACAUAACUUCUUCAAACUCAACAUGGGAAUGGAGGGGUUUAGAUUCAAGUAAACAGUGGGGACUAUUGCCUGAUCUUAUAACAUCUCAUAAAUAUAAGGCAUACAUGCUAACGGCUCUAAGUAUUGGAAAUGGUUUGCCAAGUACAGUUUUUUAUUUUGAAACAUCACCUUUCCCUCCAGAGAGGCCUCCUCCUUAUGCAUAUACUUUUUCUCCAAGUUCUACAGAAAUUUAUAUUGAGUGGACAGAUAUACCAGAAGAAUAUCAAAAUGGUCCAAUACUUGGCUAUAAAAUAAAAUAUAAGAUUUAUAUAAAUAGUGAAAGCUUUCAAAUGGUUGAAGCACAAUUUGGUUUUAAUGCUUUUACAAUAAAAAAUUUAAGACCUUUCACACUUUAUCUUGUGGAAGUUUAUGGAUAUAAUGUAAAUGGUGAUGGUCCUGCUCAAUAUUCUAUGUGCAAAACAGUAGAAGGAGUUCCUUCUAUCCCAGUUCCUAAAUUUGUUGUAAAUGACAUGCAAUCUAUCAGUUGGUGGUCAGUGUCAUGGGGACCAAUCCCAUCAGAGUAUGUUAAUGGAAUUUUACUUGGAUAUCAGCUUGUAUAUUAUUUAAGCUAUCAAUCAGGAGUAGAAAUAAGUGGAGAAAAAACAAAAAUUACUUUAGUUUUCGACAUUUACACUCGCUAUUAUAAACAAAGAAAUUUGCUUAAUUAUGCUAUUUACAGUGUGAGUGUUGCAGGUUUCACUGCAACUGGAAGUGGUCCUGCACCUGAAUAUCAAGCAAGAACAUGCAAAUGUGCAGAAUUGCUUUAUGCAAACAUAUACAUUAAAAACCCAUUCACUUCUCUUGAUGCUGAUUUGACCCCAAGUGGAUUUUUUAUUAAACUGUUGCAAGAUACAGUUGUUCAAUCCUGCGGUUCUUGUAAAGGUUACAAUAGUUCUAAGCUAUACUUUACUCAAUCUAAGUAUGGUGAUGAUCCUGUAAAAAGCUCAGAACUUGAUUUAAAAAAUGCAAUAAACAAGGAUGUUGACUUAAGUUUUCCUAUUUAUGGAGUGAAUGGUCGAGAAGUUGCACCCGACAGUAAGUUUUCUGUGUUGGUCGUGUCACCUGGAAUCGCAAUGGUUGUGCGUAAUGAAAACACUAUAAAUCAAGUUAUUAAGCAAAUGGUAUUAGGUGUGUUAAAUGUAUGGCCUGUUCUGCUAAUUAGCUAUGCGAUUGCUUUUAUAUUUGGUAUAUUUAUUUGGUUUAGUGAUCAAUUUUCUAAUCCAAGUCAGUUUUCAAAGGGAAGUUCACUUCGCGGUCCAAUGUCAGGAUUUUGGUUUACAUUUGUAACAAUGACAACAAUUGGAUAUGGCGACUUAAGUCCUCGUUCGGUAUUAGCAAGAAUAUUUGCAAUGGUUUGGUUUCUCACUGGAUUGAUUUUGAAUGGCUUGAUUAUUGCUUUUAUCGUUACAAAAUUGACAGUUUUUAGUUCAAAUAGUGAAUAUAUGUUAUACAACACAAAGGUUGCAGUGUUAGAUAAUUCCUUUGAGAAUAAAUUGGCAAUUAUCAGUAAUGCAGAUGUAUCUAAAGAUAUUCGAUAUACAAAUAUUUCAUCAAUGCUUGAAGACUUGCACAAUAAAGUUGUUGACAUUGUAUACAUUGAUGUAAUAUCACUAUUGGAUUACCAGUCUGCAUUGGAUGCAAAAUCACUUGUAAUAGCAUCAAUUGAUAAUCGUAACACUGGAUACGGGUUUGUUAUGUCUGGAGAAAGUGCAGCUUUAACAAUAGAUAUUAAUAGCUAUUUGAGUUCAAAAAGAGAUGAAAUAUCUGCGUUUACUGCAUCUUUUAGUUCAAGAAUACCGGGACUAUUAAUGGUUGAUUCAAGUCAAAUUAUUGCAAACAUGUUCUCUAAAGAUUCGCCUGCUUUUCAACAGUCGCUCUUAUGGUUGGUCAUCUUAAUUGUUUUCUUUACUGUCGGAGCGCUUAUUUAUGAAAUAGUGAUGCGUAAAAAGAAAUGUAAAGUUGGUGCCGAAGCAACUUUUGCCGAAAAACUUUUUCUAUUAAAGGAUCAAAUUCAAGAAUUUCGUGAAAAUUUUGACAAACUUACUAGCCAAAUAAUAAAUGAACAGGAUGAAGAAAGAGUUCAACUGGCAGAUCUUAAAAACAUAUACAUUAAAAAAUAUAAACAAUUUAAUACCUACAAAAACAAAAUAAAAAUUUAACUUUAUUAUCAAAAAUCACUUCAAUAAUAUUUUUUUUGGCACUAAAACUAACUCGAAGCGCUUUUUUUUGAGUUGUACGCUUUUUCUUUGAGUUUUAAUUUACGCUUGCGUCUUUU